This is a messenger RNA of Suillus clintonianus, 1335 nucleotides long. RefSeq lists its product as uncharacterized. The transcript is spliced from 2 exons. Bases 1 to 1335 code for a protein of 444 amino acids. The record is from RefSeq and is a predicted model, not a curated record. NCBI's taxonomy places the organism in Eukaryota, Fungi, Basidiomycota, Agaricomycetes, Boletales, Suillaceae.
AUGGAUUCAGCCAGGACCUCAGAUAUCGUUGAUGCACUGCAGAAAGACCUUGAUUCUAUUGAUGAUUACGAGACGCCUGACUUCGACACCGCCUACUCCCGACUCGCAGCCACUUGCAACCCCUCUACCAACUUGAACGAGCUCGAAGUUCGGGCCAUCAUCAUCGAACACCAGCAGCAGUUGGAUGCAGUUCAGCUCAAGGCCUCAAACCCUAGCGAACUCGAUGAGAGUGAUCGUGCCAGGAAACUUCGCCGGCGACUCUUAGAACAGGAAGACGAGAUUAUCGAGUCCCAACAUACACACAGGAGACCUGUAUCAACCCUUUGGCACUUUCCAACCGAAAUAUUAUCGCUCAUUUUCGUUUACUGCCUCCCGGAUGACAAGUACAUGUUGCCCCACCCAGAGAAGGCCCCCGUGCUACUGACCAGAGUAUGUCGACGAUGGAGAGAGGUUGCUGUGGACAUGCCCGGUUUGUGGUGCAAACUGUCUAUGGGCCAUAAAUUUCAGCGUUCAGCCGCCUGUUGUGACUCUUGGCUCGAGCGAACACAAGGACAUCCGCUCUCAUUGGCAUUCUGGCGUGGUCGCAACAAUCACUGGAUCGAGUCACGAAGCCUUCUUCAGCCAUAUAUAACUCAAGUCACUUCACUUGCUCUUCUCUCUGACUCCGGUGCCAGCCUGCCUGUGGUAACAGACUUCAUCGCACUCGAAGAGCUGACCAUUUUCGCGGACACUUAUCAUCCUAUGCUAGAUGUUGCCCACUCUAUCUCGCAAUCACCUCCCACUCUGCGCAGUUUCAACAUACCGCGCCCGCGCUUCGAACUCGAGUCCUUCUCUGACUUCAAACCCGCAUUAUGGGCCAAUCUCACAAAUGUCCAGAUCACGGUGGAUCAACCGCAUACAAUUAGCCACUUGCUCUAUCUAUGCCCCGACCUCACCUCCUUAUUGGUCGGUAUAUCUUUUAAUGCAAAGCAGGUUUUAGAACCAUUCACGCACACCAAACUUCGAUCCUUAAGCAUCGUUUCCGGGGGUUGGAAUCGUGGUGGCGCAAUCGUGGAUCUUGCCUGGGGCCUAUUCGAUGCUGUCUCACUCCCCGAACUACGCGCACUUGAAGUUCACUAUGUACAACCAUGGCCUCAUGAGGGAUUCAAGGCAUUUUUGACACGAUCGAACUGUCCCCUUGAGAGCCUAAUAUUCGGCCCUGGAGUGAUGACGACGGAUGAGCAGCGAGCGGAAUAUGUCGCCCUGAUUCAUUCCCUACAAGUAGUAGUGGAUCACAUGCGUCCAAAUGAUUAUUUUCAACUCAAACGGAAGAUCUUUAUGUAUUUCACGAAAUGA